Molecule: messenger RNA, 1454 nt
Organism: Acanthoscelides obtectus
Lineage: Eukaryota; Metazoa; Arthropoda; Insecta; Coleoptera; Chrysomelidae
Source: the annotation of a GenBank genome assembly
AGAUCUUAGAAUUGACUUGUACCGCAUGGGCCAGAUGUCAUAUUGGGGCCAAAUGCAGAUGGCAGGUUCCUUUGGCUACAGCUAUACGGAAAAGGUGUUACAGGAUCCUCGAAUCCAGAAACUCCUGAACUCUAGUGAACAGUUUGACUUGGUGGUUACAGAACAUUUUUUCAAUGAGCCCUUUUAUAUCUUCGCUCACAAGUUCAAGUGUCCCUCUGUAUCCUUGGCACCAGGACCUAUGACCGGAUUCAACAACCAUUUGAUGGGAAAUCCAGCUCCAUAUAGCUAUGUGCCCAGUAUACUAGCUGAUUAUGGGAUUGAUAUGAACUUUUGGCAAAGGAUGAAAAAUACCUACAUCAAUUUACUAGGCGAUUUCUUUGUGCACUUCGAGCUGUUGCCCAACAUGAACCGGAUUCUCCAGACAUAUGUGCCAGACGCACCACCGUUGACCGAUAUUAUCUAUAACACUAGCUUAAUGUUGCUCACUUCGCAUUCAAGCUUUGGAAAUCCAGUGCCCCUGCAGCCUAAUAUUAAAGAGAUCGGAGGUCAUCACAUUUUACCUCCCAAGGAGCUCCCUAAGGAUAUCAAAGAAUUCCUGGAUUCUGCUAAAGAAGGAGCUAUUUUAUUCUCAAUGGGGUCAACCCUGAAGAGCACAGACUUUGCAGAAGACAAGAAAAAGGCAAUACUAAAUGUUUUCUCCAAGUUAAAGCAGAAAGUAUUAUGGAAAUUUGAAACUGACCUAUCAGACAAGCCCAACAACGUAAAAAUUAUGAAAUGGUUACCCCAAAAAGAUGUGCUAGCCCAUCCAAACAUCGUAGCAUUCAUAAGUCACGUUGGACUGUUAGGAACUUUAGAAGCAGUAUAUUCUGGUGUACCCAUUUUGGGUCUUCCUGUAUUUUGGGACCAAGUAAAAAACAUUGACGAUGCUGUAAGAAAAGGAUUUGCACUAAAACUUAGUUACUUUGAAUUAAAUGAAGAUAAUUUUAAUAAGGCUUUGGAAGAGAUUUUGAACACCCCAAAAUACCGUAUCAAUGCGAAGAGGUUAUCUAGACUGAUACAUGACCACCCAGUAAAGCAAAUGGAUGAAGCCAUUUUUUGGAUCGAGUACGUCAUCAGAAAUGACGGCGCAUACCACCUAAGAUCGUCUGCAGUCAAUUUGAAGUGGUACCAGAGAUAUUUGGUCGAUGUUUUUAUAUUUGUUUCAGGAAUUGUUGGAGUUGUAGUUUUAGUUUUGUAUAAGCUGUUCUGCAUAUUGUCCGCAUCAAAGCAUACGUUAAUCGAGUGUAAUAGACAUAUUAAAAAGAACGAGUGAUUGGGAUCGCUAUCUGAAUGACUCGGUGCAAAAUACUCUAGUCAUAACGCUGUAGUAGUAACUAAGUUAUUUCUCUGUAUAAACAUGGUCUGUAGAUUACAAGCCACUUUUUUGGAGGUGACUAUUAAAGGCUAAAACAAAA